CGUCUUGACUAAGCUUCUGAUACGAUUGUUAAGGAUUCAGGCUUGAUACGAGCAGGAGAAGGUCGCAGUAAUUGGACUACAUGCAUCGGAAUACCUUCAAUUCGACGUGAUAAUCCAUACCAAAUAGCAACCGAACUUGGCAAUUCCGUAAAUCGCUCUAGACUAGCCGCCCAGGGCCGCCGGGCCGUCAUCGGCAAAGUUACGAUCAAGGUCCAAGAUAUGGCGUAUUUCUCAGCUCAGAAGGAUAUUUAAAUUUAAACUUGGGGUAACCCGCUGCCAGUUGGUUUUCGAAUGUGUGUCAACCAGUAGCUACGAAAGACCAAAGGCAUAAAUCAAAAUUUCAUAUUGACCCGACCACUCACCAUGUCUACCAUCAAAACAUCCGUCGUCCUUGAAGCGGGACCGAAUACCGACAUCUGGAAGAAGCCGCCGACGACGAAUAUUUGGACUGCACCCAUCUCCCACACAUCUUCAGGCCUCUUGAAGAACUUCAAAUCAGCCCGCGUCACCUUUUGGGCUGACUGGAAGGAGCGGUACGACCAAGGAGGUCUGCUCCUCGUACCUAAGCGCCGCUCUUCGGCCAACAUCUCCCCGCCCGAGAAAUGGAUCAAGACGGGCGUCGAGUACUACGUUGGGCGGCCGCAGCUGAGCACCGUAAGCACGGACCGCUUUGCGGACUGGAGCGUCGCGCCCCUGACUCUCACGGAAAACGAGCCCGAACCCGCUAAGGUGGGCGGAGUCACUAUCGAAAUCGCGCGCGAGGGCGACGAGCACGGUAAGAGCUUCUGGGUGCACCGGCUCGUGCUGGAUGCGAACGGCGACGUCGUCGAGAAGAUUCCCCUGCGGGAGAUCUGCUGGGUGCUCGCGGACGAGGACGAGGCCGGUGGCGAAGAAUGGCUUCUGGAUGUAAGUCCGCUGGUGGCUCGGCCGGAGAAAAACGCGACCGGCUCGCUCAAGGUCAAUUUCAAGACGUUUGAGGUUCGGUGGGCGUCGUAAGGCGGAAAUAAAACCUAUGCCAAGACGAGAUCGGACGGAACGUUAGUCUUCAGUCUGCGACUCGUAUUCGGAUAUAUUUAACGAUGGCUGCUUCUCGGCGCUUUGUAUGUUAACCUAGAGUCGCCG
Molecule: messenger RNA, 1122 nt
Organism: Daldinia loculata
Lineage: Eukaryota; Fungi; Ascomycota; Sordariomycetes; Xylariales; Hypoxylaceae
Exons: 2
Coding region: 364-996 (210 amino acids)
Source: RefSeq, a predicted model, not a curated record